AUGUCACCAACCAAAAACAAAUCAACAAAAACUAGCUUGGCAAAGAAAAGGAUCCAAAUGGAGGAGACCGAAUUGCAACAAGCUAUAGUCGACAACUGCUUGCCACGCUACCCUGAGAAUGAGCCCCCUAAGCCGGUCCAAGUCGAUGUGGUGGCAAAUCUAGUUAAAGGAAGACAUACUUUUGUUAUGGCCAGAACCGGUUGCUGGAAAUCUCGUAUCUCGGAGAUGUACUACAAUCUAUUCGCCAAAACAAAAAAGGCUGUUAUCCUUGUUUUGAAUCCGCUCAAUGUCUUGGGAGACAAUCAAGUCAAAGAGAAGGUUGCCCAGAAGUACACAUCUGUCAACCUGAAAAAUCAAAACUUCACACCAGAAGUUGCCGCCGAUAUACAGAAAGGGACAUACAAUUUUGUCUACCUAAGUCCUGAGGUCUUCUUGAACAAUCAAAUGUUCUUCGAAAUCUAUCACAACCCAACCUUCCAAGAUGGCCUUGCGUUGAUUGUUGUUGACGAAGCACACAUGCUGUACAGCUGGGGUCUUGUCGCAAACAAGGAAGCAAAAAAGUCGUCUGCACACAAGCGACAUCAAGAUCGAGCCGUAUUUCGGCCGUCAUACGGGGACCUGGGCCGUCAGAUGAUGGCUACGGAGAAUAAACCUGUCCUACUCCUUUUGGCAACCUGUCGACCAAUAGCUAUCACUGAAAUCCUCAAGAGCCUCAAAAUUCCAGAGGACAACAUCCAUUUCUCCCAUGCUGAACUUACCCGGCCUGAGCUUCAAAUCCUUCAAUUCCCAAUGGAAUCUUCCCUCAAAUCAGCAAGUGAUCUAAUGAACAUGUUUGGAAAUAAGAAAGAAGUUAACAGUGAAGAUAUUGUACCAACAUUAAUUUACUCGGGUACAAGAAAUGCGACAUUCCAAGUUAUGAAAGUCGUGAACAGUGCUCAUGGGACAGCUGGUGAAGAGUAUAACCCAGACAGCGCAUUAAUUCGAAGAUAUCAUGCUGGUACUGGUGAUAUGGACAAGGACGACACAAUCUUGGGUUACGAACGGGGCGACUUUCCGUGUAUAUCGUACACGAUGGCCUUAGGGCUGGGCCAAAACUGGAAACGAGUGCGAAGAGUGAUCCAUAUGGGCCGCGGGGAUCCGUCGUGUAUCAACCAGAUGAUUGGACGUUGUGGACGUGAUGGCAAGCCAGGAUUAGCAAUUCUUUUUGUGGAACAAAAGUGCAAAUUUGGCUUGAACACUCCUGAGGCAAUCAAGAAAGCCGACAAACAUAAAAACGAUACACGAAUGGAUGCCCUUGCCAUCACACCAGUCUGCCUCCGGAUAGCUUUUUCAAUUGAUAACAAUCAAACUUUGAUGCAAUACUGA
Messenger RNA from Puccinia graminis f. sp. tritici CRL 75-36-700-3, 1365 nucleotides. RefSeq lists its product as uncharacterized. The record is from RefSeq and is a predicted model, not a curated record. NCBI's taxonomy places the organism in Eukaryota, Fungi, Basidiomycota, Pucciniomycetes, Pucciniales, Pucciniaceae. Gene Ontology annotation, molecular function: 3'-5' DNA helicase activity; nucleic acid binding; ATP binding. Gene Ontology annotation, cellular component: chromosome; cytoplasm. Bases 1 to 1365 code for a protein of 454 amino acids. The transcript has 2 exons. Gene Ontology annotation, biological process: double-strand break repair via homologous recombination.